Rhodamnia argentea is the source of this 799-nucleotide messenger RNA. Its product is annotated as membrin-11-like. Gene Ontology annotation, cellular component: endoplasmic reticulum membrane; late endosome membrane; Golgi apparatus. Lineage: Eukaryota; Viridiplantae; Streptophyta; Magnoliopsida; Myrtales; Myrtaceae. The record is from RefSeq and is a predicted model, not a curated record. The coding region runs from base 84 to 797 and encodes 237 amino acids. Gene Ontology annotation, molecular function: SNARE binding; SNAP receptor activity. Gene Ontology annotation, biological process: vesicle-mediated transport; vesicle fusion. The transcript has 4 exons.
CGCUUCCAUUUCUAUGUUCUCGAUCAUCAUCUCGUUCGGUUGGUCUGAAGAGCGAAAGCGCGAUCGGAGAACUGAAAAUCGAGAUGGCGGCCGUGGCGGUUGAGGUCGCGGGCGGAGGAGGUACGUUGUCGGAUCUGUAUCAGAGCGCGAGGCGAGCGUUGCUGAGGACCAGAGAGGGAAUGGAGAGGCUGGAGAGGCUCGAAUCCUUCUCCUCCGGCGGCGGCGGCGGCGGCGGCGGACUCGAAUUGCAAGAGCUCUCGAGCUCCAUCAAGAGGGACAUCGCUCAGAUCCAAUCAUUGUGCGCCGAGAUGGAUCGCCUCUGGCGCUCCAUCGCCGCCAAGUCCCAGCGUGAUCUCUGGAAGAGAAAGGUGGAACAGGUAGCUGAAGAGACCGAAUCAUUGAAGGAGAGUUUGGAUAAGCACUUCCUGAGGAACCAGAAAAGAAUGAUGGAAGCGAAAGAGAGAGCAGAGUUGCUAGGAAGAGCUAAUGGAGACUCUGCACAUGUUUUGAGAAUUUUCGAUGAGGAAGCUCAAGCAAUGCAGUCUGCCCGCAAUUCAGCCCGGAUGCUUGAAGAAUCCUAUGCAACUGGAGUAGCUAUCCUCUCAAAAUAUUCUGAGCAACGGGAACGCUUAAAGAAAGCUCAAAGGAAAGCUCUGGAUGUUCUUAACACUGUUGGACUCUCCAACUCCGUGUUGAAGUUAAUUGAGAAGCGACACCGUGGUGAUAGAUGGAUCAAAUAUGGGGGCAUGAUUUUGACCGUUGUCAUACUGUUUUCAUUCUGGAGGUGGACAAGAUGACA